This is a messenger RNA of Aureococcus anophagefferens, 2451 nucleotides long. RefSeq lists its product as hypothetical. The coding region runs from base 1 to 2451 and encodes 816 amino acids. NCBI's taxonomy places the organism in Eukaryota, Pelagophyceae, Pelagomonadales, Pelagomonadaceae. The transcript is spliced from 2 exons. The record is from RefSeq and is a predicted model, not a curated record.
AUGCCGACGCCCAUCGAGCUGAAGCUCUCCGAAACAUGCGCGAUCACCGUCUUCACGGAGUCCGGCGCCGAGACCGGCGCCGACGACCCGACGUCGCGCGAGGUCUGGCCGGCGGGGUACGCCGCCGCAAUGGAGCUCCUCGCGAUCGCGGACGAGCGAGGCGGCUCGCUCGAAGGGCUCGCCGUAACGGAGCUCGGGUGCGGGAGCGGCGUCGCGUCGCUGGCGGCAUCCCGCCUCGGCGCGGCGGUCCACGCCGCGGACGUCGAGGCGACGGCGCUCCAAUUGCUCGAGCUCGGCGCGGAAGCGUCGGGCAGCCGCGUACGCGCGCACGUACUCGACGCCACGGACGGCGACGCCCUGGACGCGUUCUUCGCGCGGACGGCGCCGGACCUCGUCGUCGUCGCGGACCUGCUCUACGACCAGACGAUCGCCGCGAAGCUCGGCGAAGCGCUCGCGAGGCACUGCCCGCCGCUGCCGCUCCUGUUGGUCGACCCGGGCCGCACGCACGGGCGGCGCCGCUUCCUGGAGACCUUCUCGCCCGACGACUUCUUCGCCUACGUCUUCGAGCCCGUGCCGGCGGCGCGGCAGUCGCCGACCACGACACCGCAACCGUGCCCGCGAAGAACGCACCACGCGACGAACACGACCUACGUGCCCUACCGCCCCAUACAACGAGGCGCCUGCACCUACGAUCCGCACGCCUGCGCCGCGCUCGAUGGCGUCGCGACGCCGCAGCCCAUCGCGGCGACGCGCCAGGACGCGCUGCCGGCGGAGUUCCCCGCCGUCGACGCGGCCGAGGUCGGCGCGAACCGCGCGUACGACUGGGCGUCGCGGGCGCAGCUCCGGCGCGGCUGCGUCGGCGACGGCGGCAACGCGACGCGCUGGGCGGCCAUCGUGGCGCGCGCCGCCGCGAACAAGCGCGCGCUCGCGCGCGGCGCCAGAGACGUGGCGCCCGUGCGCGUGCUCGUCCUCGGCGGGUCCGUGACUCUCGGCACGCAUUGCGACUUCGACCCGGGCAGCCCGCCGCGCGCGGCCUGCGCGUUCCCGCAGCGGCUCGCGACGCAUCUCGACGCGGCCUACGGACCGGGCGCCGUCGAGGUCGUGGUCCGGGCCAUGUCGGGCACGGGGAGCGGGCCGGCGUCGAAGACCCGGCGGAUCAUCGACGCGGCCGCGACGACGGACCUGCUGAUCCUCGACUACGCGAUCAACGACGCCGUCGUGGCCACGGCCAAGACCUACGACGUCGACGACGUCGCGGGCCUGCCGGAGGCCAAGGCCGUGCGCCAGUCGACGGAGGUGCUGCUCCGCGUCUUCACCGAGGCCGGCGCGCACGUCGCCGUGUUGUGCACCUUCUACGUGCCCCUGUCGCCCGCGUCCUGGACCCACUGGCUCAAGCCCGACGCGCGGGGCCACGCGGCGAGCGACGGGUCGCCGACGUUCACCUUCGUGGCCUGCGCGACGGAGGACGAGCUGCGCCGCGCGAACCGGCUCCACUACGCGUACCAGGACAUCGUCGCGCCCGUCGCGCGGCGCUACGGCGCGUCGCUCGUGAGCUACCGCGACGCCUUCUGGCCGGACGUCGCGGCGCCGCCGCACGUCGCCUACUGGUACAACACGCGCGCGGAGCACGAGACGUGCGGCCGCUACGGCGGGCCCUUCCGCCAGGACCCGCACCCGACCUACGAGGACCACCAGCUCAUCGCGGACGUGCUCUGGUACCACUGGCUCCAGCACGCGGCGGCGGCCCACUGCGCGCGCGACGACGACGGCGCCGACGGGCCCGGCGAGCCCGAGCCGGAGCCGGAGUUGUCGCCGGAGGAGGCGGCGCCGGCCGACCCGUGCGGCGCGGUCCUCGCGUCCUUCGUCGCGGAGGGGAGCGACGCCGAGUUCCCCGCGGCGCGCCGGGGCCGCGACUGGCGCUACUACGAGGACCGGCCGGCGAAGCCCGGCUGGAUCGGCCAGGCCCGGGAGCGGUCCCAGCGGCGCGAGCUCGGGCCGGUCUCGGCGUCCCGCGGCGGCGACGAGUUUCGAGAGCGUUCGACCGGGAACACGACGAAACGAUUUUCGAGAGCCUUCGGCCGGGAAAACGAUGAAACACUCCCUAGGUUGGUCUUCCGCCUGCCCUGCGGCGACGGCCCGAUCCGGCUGACGAUCCUCCGGUCCUACGCGUCCGUGGGCAGCGCGCAGGUCCGCGUCUCGCCGCCGCGCGCGCCGGGCGCCGCACCGGCCGUCGACGUCGACGACGGCGCCGUGACCCUCGUCGACGCGAAAUGGGACCGCGGCGAGUCGACCUACGAGACCAUCGACGUCCCCGCGCCGGCGGCGCGCUGCGGCGCGGGCGCCGCGCGCGACGUCGAGCUCCGCGUGCUGCCCCGCGACGCAUCGCGCAAGCUCAAGUUCAAGCUCGUCGGCCUCGAGGCCUGCGCCGGGCUCGUAAACGCGACGACCUGA